GUUGGUAUGAAAAAGGCUAGUGGAGUCCACGAUAGUGCGGGUUUGAACCCCGAUCUCGCGAAGUUAAGGAGCCAAUUUGCUCGUCAGCAGCAGCGUUGCUGUCAAAAUUUCUCAUCAAGUAUGAUCCGAACGACCGAUACGCAUCUCGUGGCAAAAGAUGAGCCGCAUCGAUGCGGUAGCGGCUGAGAUCUAGGGCCGUACCAGCUCAUAGAGAAUAGAGCAGACAAAAGCGCGACGCCGCCGCGGCCAGGAGACGACGCACCCGCUGGAGAGGAACGCCGACGCCGCGACGAGGAGCUGACUCGCCCGCUGCUGGAGAGGAACGCCGCAGGAACGCGCGCCCCCGCCGCAGGUCGCAACGAUGGCCCGGUUGAGCGCGGUGGUGCUCGCCCUCGCGGCGCCGGCCGGCGCGCUCGUGGCGCCGGCCGCGCCGAAGGCGACGGUCAAGGUCCAGGGCGUCUCGGACAUGAUCGGCGGCACGAUCGAGACGGCGGGCCUCUGGGACCCGCUGCGGCUGUCGGACGGCGCGUCGGACGAGCAGCUCCACCGCUGGCGGUGCGUGGAACUGAAGCACGGCCGCGUCGCCAUGGCGGCCACCGUGGGCUACCUCUACAACGACCUCCAGCUGAACUUUCCCGGCACGCUGUCGCCGUCGGCGAGCCUCAAGUUCGCCGACGUGCCCACGGGUUUGGCGGCGACGCACGGCUUCCCGAACAGCGUACCCAUCGCGGGCUGGGUGCAGAUCAUCGGCUUCAUCGGUGUGUUGGAAACCACCACCUUCAAGCAGGACCCCGCGAAGGAGGCGGGCAACGUCGGCGGCGACCUCUUCCGCCGCUACUCGGACCCCGCCGAGCGCGAGACGAAGCUCAUCUCGGAGCUCAAGAACGGCAGAUUAGCGAUGAUGGGCAUCAUGGGCAUGCUCGUCACGGACCAGCUCACGGGCAUGGGCCCGAUCUCGUGGCUGGUCAAGGACGGCUCGCCGUUCGGCGUCGUCGGCUCGAAGCUGACGUUCUAGGUUGAUAGUGGCAGCGGGUAAAAUGCCAUAGAUA
Messenger RNA from Pelagomonas calceolata, 1049 nucleotides. The record is from the annotation of a GenBank genome assembly. Lineage: Eukaryota; Pelagophyceae; Pelagomonadales; Pelagomonadaceae.